GUAAACAAUUUUGUUUGCUUCUUUGUUGCUCCCAAGCUCUAUUUGAAUUCAGAUAGUCCAUGUCAAAAAUUAAAAAAGAAGAUGAAGAUGAACCCGUCUCAGCUCAAGUGAAGUCGGAAGUAAAACAAGAGGAAGACGAACCUGUCUCAGCUAUAGAAGUAAUGUCUAAAGUGAAGGAAGAGAAAGAUGAGCCUAGCCCAGCUAAGCAGCCAAAGUUGGAAGUGAAACAAGAGGAUGGAUCUGACUCCGUCGAGCAAGCAAGGCUAUCACCGAUUGAGCUUGAUGGUGCUGGAGAUGGAUGUGAAGGAGGAAAUGAGCAAGAAAGCAGCGAACAGCAGUUGAGUGCGCAAAAGCGAGAAAUGCUGACAGACUUCAUGGCCAUCGCAAAUGCGGAGGAGUCAGCUGCACUGUCAAUUCUUGAGAGCACUAAUUGGGAUGUCAACAAAGCAAUCAAUUUCUAUUUUGGAAACGAAGAUAGUGCCAACGAAAACGAUGAAGAAGAUGUACAGGUCCUUUCAAGUACCGCGGGAAGUACAAAUCACCAAACUGGACCUAUUGAUCUUACGGGUUUGGAAAUUUCUUUGGUAUCUUGGAAUGUUGACGGUCUUGAUGGAAAUAGCUUAGCCACACGCAUGAAAGCUGUUUAUAAGAUAGUGAGCAACUUGAAUCCUGACUUCGUUUUUCUGCAAGAGGUUGUGCUCAGAGAACUUCCUACGAUUGAUCGCUUAACCAAGCUUUAUAACAUUUAUUAUUCUAACAUGGACUUUCCAUAUUUUACUGCAAUACUAGUCAGUAAAAGUUUCGAAGUUGAGAGUCAUGAUGUUAUUCAUUAUCAGAAUUCUGGUAUGGGAAGGACACUGCAGAUAAUCAAGGGCAGAAUAGGUGAACAGGAAGUUUACCUGCUAAAUACGCAUUUGGAAAGCAUGAAAGAUCACAGCAGAGCAAGGAAGGAGCAAUUCCAAAUAUGCAUGGAGAAGAUUCGUGACAUCAUAUCGUCUAAUCCAAACUGUUUACUCUUCUUUGGAGGGGAUUUGAACAUCAGAGAUGACGAGAUCUCAAACGUACCGCGUGGUCUGGCUGACGCAUGGCUUGCGUCCGGGGCCAACAAGCAAACGGAGUUUACCUGGGAUACGCGAAAAAACGACAACAAACAAUCCUUCGGUGCAAGAUGCAGGUUCGAUCGAAUAUUUUGGUACGGACCACUUACCCGGGUGAAGUUCUCCCUUGCUGGGCAGCAACGAAUCAGAAGCUGCCUUUGCUUCCCUUCUGAUCACUGGGCAGUUCACUGUGAAUUUAGUUGAUCUGAAGCGGUUUUCCUAUAUCUCGGUGUCAUUUCGAGUCGGGUUCGCAUUUGCCCAGAAUGUUUAUUGUGUAAAACUUUUGUAUCAUUUCUCCAUCUCUCUACCGUCAUAUACGCUCAGAGCAGGACAGAAAUUAUUAUAUUCUGGCACAUACUCAUUUAGAAAUCUCUUACCCAAUUAUAUGAUUAAUUGCAUGAUAGAUAAGCCUCUUAAUUACUCGGAGAACUUGUGUCAGCUUCGGUUUUCUAUUGAUCUCUGUCAAUGAUUAUAAUACUUUAUAGUUGCUUGCUUUAUGAUACUGUAAAAUUUACCUGGCUUGUAAUCAUUCUUUGGAUAAUAAAUGAAGUUCUCUUAGCUUUUUAC
Molecule: messenger RNA, 1664 nt
Organism: Cylicocyclus nassatus
Lineage: Eukaryota; Metazoa; Nematoda; Chromadorea; Rhabditida; Strongylidae
Source: the annotation of a GenBank genome assembly